AUGCUUCGACGGCUCUUCGUUAUUGUGCUCAUCAUCAUUGGGCUCAAUUUCGUGGUUAACACCGCUGAGCCGACGUUCCGCCGUUAUCCGAGAUCAUUGAUUGAUGAUAAUACAGUGACAAUUGAUUGUGCUGGUAGUCAUGCAGAGUCACCAGAGUGUCGUUCGGUAUUGGAAAAAAAUGAUACAUCGUUGAUUGGAGGACAUACUGGGGCAAUUCAGGAGGAAGAGAAAUCUUGGAACUUUGCGGAUUUGUUUGAUGACAGUAUCGGCGAUGAAGCUCGUGGCAAGAAGGGGAAGAAAAAGGGGAUGGGAAAGUACUUUAUCAUCAUGGCUGGAGCAGCUAAAGCCACGCUGAUGUAUGUUAUGCUACACGCUGUUGCUCUGCUUGCUGGCAAAGCACUGAUCGUCGCCAAGGUUGCUCUGGCAUUGGCGGCUGCUGUUGCUUUAAAGAAAGCACUUGAACACAACGACAAGACGUCAGUGGAGAUAAUAAAACAUCCUCAGCACAGUUAUCAUCAGACCCACAGCUCUAGUGUAGAUUACGAUCACGGUGAUGGAUUUGAGGGGCAUCGACGAAGAAGAUUUGCACGAUGA
Molecule: messenger RNA, 594 nt
Organism: Diachasma alloeum
Lineage: Eukaryota; Metazoa; Arthropoda; Insecta; Hymenoptera; Braconidae
Exons: 3
Coding region: 1-594 (197 amino acids)
Source: RefSeq, a predicted model, not a curated record